AGGUGACCGCGGGCGGCGCGGGCACGGGCACGGGCGCAGGCGGCGCGGCGAGGAGGCGGCCCGCGGAGUCCAGCGAAGUUUGGCGGAACAUGGCGGAAGCGCCCGGGGCACGCAGGAGCGCGGCACGGCGGCGGCCGGAGCCGGAGGAGCUGUAGCAGCCUUAUUCGCCGCCGCCGCGGGGCGAGGUCGCCGCCAUGGCCCGCUGGAUCACGACCAAGAGGCAAAAGUACGGGGUUGCGAUCUAUAACUACAAUGCUUCUCAAGAUGUGGAGCUCUCCUUGCAGAUCGGUGACACAGUUCACAUCCUGGAGAUGUACGAGGGUUGGUACAGAGGAUAUACCCUCCAAAAUAAAUCUAAAAAGGGCAUUUUCCCUGAAACAUAUAUCCAUUUGAAAGAGGCAACUGUGGAAGACCUGGGGCAGCAUGAAACCGUGAUUCCUGGCGAGCUCCCCCUGGUGCAGGAGCUCACGUCCACUCUGCGAGAAUGGGCUGUCAUCUGGCGAAAGCUCUACGUGAACAACAAGCUCACCCUCUUCCACCAGCUGCAGCAGAUGACGUACAGCCUGAUCGAGUGGCGGUCCCAGAUCCUGUCUGGGACGCUCCCCAAGGAUGAACUGGCAGAGCUCAAGAAGAAAGUCACAGCCAAAAUUGAUCAUGGGAACAGAAUGCUGGGGUUAGAUCUGGUGGUGCGAGAUGACAAUGGGAACAUCCUAGACCCCGACGAAACCAGCACCAUUGCCCUCUUCAAGGCCCAUGAGGUGGCCUCCAAAAGGAUUGAGGAAAAGAUCCAAGAAGAGAAGUCAAUCCUGCAGAACCUCGACUUGCGGGGCCAGUCCAUCUUCAGUACCAUCCACACCUAUGGCCUCUAUGUGAACUUCAAGAACUUUGUCUGCAACAUCGGGGAAGAUGCAGAGUUGUUUAUGGCCCUCUAUGACCCAGACCAGUCCACUUUUAUCAGUGAGAACUAUCUAAUUCGUUGGGGCAGUAACGGGAUGCCCAAGGAAAUAGAGAAGCUCAAUAACCUCCAAGCAGUGUUUACAGACCUCAGCAGCAUGGACCUCAUCCGGCCCCGCGUCAGCCUGGUGUGCCAGAUCGUCCGCGUGGGCCACAUGGAGCUGAAGGAAGGCAAGAAGCACACCUGUGGACUCCGAAGACCUUUUGGAGUGGCAGUGAUGGAUAUUACUGAUAUCAUACAUGGGAAGGUGGAUGAUGAAGAAAAGCAGCAUUUUAUUCCCUUUCAGCAAAUUGCAAUGGAAACCUACAUCCGCCAGAGGCAGCUCAUCAUGUCACCUUUGAUAACAUCACACAUGAUUGGGGAGAAUGAACCACUCACUUCAGUCUUGAAUAAAGUGAUUGCAGCAAAGGAAGUGAAUCACAAAGGGCAAGGCCUUUGGGUAUCCUUGAAGCUCUUGCCCGGUGACCUCACACAGGUUCAGAAGAAUUUUUCACACUUGGUUGAUAGAUCAACAGCGAUAGCCCGGAAGAUGGGCUUUCCUGAAAUCAUACUGCCAGGAGAUGUUCGGAAUGACAUUUAUGUCACCCUGAUCCAUGGCGAGUUUGACAAAGGGAAGAAGAAGACGCCAAAGAAUGUGGAGGUGACAAUGUCUGUGCACGAUGAGGAGGGCAAGCUCUUGGAGAAAGCAAUUCACCCUGGUGCUGGAUAUGAAGGCAUUUCAGAAUACAAAUCAGUAGUCUAUUACCAAGUCAAGCAGCCCUGUUGGUAUGAGACUGUCAAGGUAUCCAUCGCUAUAGAAGAAGUCACACGCUGUCAUAUAAGAUUUACCUUCCGACACAGGUCAUCUCAGGAAACCAGAGAUAAAUCGGAGCGAGCAUUUGGGGUGGCCUUCGUGAAGCUUAUGAACCCGGAUGGCACCACUCUGCAGGAUGGGAGGCACGAUCUGGUGGUUUAUAAGGGUGACAACAAAAAAAUGGAAGAUGCUAAAUUCUACCUGACCCUGCCUGGGACCAAGAUGGAGAUGGAAGAAAAAGAGCUUCAAGCAUCCAAAAACCUGGUCACCUUCACCCCAAGCAAGGAUAGCACUAAAGACAGCUUUCAGAUUGCCACCCUCAUCUGCUCCACAAAGCUCACCCAGAAUGUUGACCUGUUAGGCUUGUUAAAUUGGCGUUCCAACUCCCAGAACAUUAAACACAACCUCAAGAAGUUAAUGGAAGUGGAUGGAGGAGAGAUUGUUAAGUUUUUGCAAGAUACACUAGAUGCACUUUUUAACAUAAUGAUGGAAAUGUCAGACAGUGAAACCUAUGACUUCCUUGUGUUUGAUGCACUGGUAUUUAUUAUUUCACUGAUAGGAGACAUCAAGUUCCAGCAUUUUAAUCCUGUACUUGAAACCUACAUUUACAAGCACUUCAGUGCCACUUUGGCAUAUGUGAAACUCUCCAAGGUACUGAACUUCUAUGUGGCUAAUGCAGAUGACUCCAGCAAGACUGAAUUGCUUUUUGCUGCGUUGAAAGCCUUGAAGUACUUGUUUAGAUUCAUCAUCCAAUCUCGAGUGCUCUACUUGAGAUUUUAUGGCCAGAGCAAAGAUGGAGAUGAGUUUAAUAAUUCAAUUCGCCAGUUAUUUCUUGCUUUCAAUAUGCUGAUGGACAGGCCUCUGGAGGAAGCUGUCAAGAUCAAGGGGGCAGCUUUGAAGUACCUUCCUAGCAUAAUUAAUGACGUCAAACUUGUAUUUGAUCCUGUUGAGCUCAGCGUGCUCUUCUGCAAAUUCAUUCAAAGCAUUCCUGACAACCAGCUGGUUCGGCAGAAACUUAACUGCAUGACCAAGAUAGUAGAGAGCACUCUUUUUCGACAGUCAGAGUGCAGAGAAGUGCUGCUGCCACUACUGACGGACCAGCUCAGCGGCCAGUUAGAUGACAACUCCAGCAAGCCUGACCACGAGGCAAGCUCGCAGCUUCUGAGCAACAUCCUGGAGGUGCUGGACAGGAAGGAUGUGGGUGCCACUGCGAUGCACAUUCAGCUUAUAAUGGAACGGCUGCUGAGAAGGAUCAACCGGACAGUGAUUGGGAUGAACCGGCAGUCUCCCCACAUUGGGAGUUUUGUGGCCUGCAUGAUUGCCCUGCUGCAGCAAAUGGACGACAGCCACUAUAACCACUACAUCAGCACUUUCAAAACCAGACAAGACAUCAUUGACUUCCUCAUGGAAACUUUUAUCAUGUUCAAGGACCUGAUUGGAAAGAAUGUCUAUGCCAAAGAUUGGAUGGUGAUGAAUAUGACUCAAAACAGGGUUUUUCUCCGUGCUAUAAAUCAGUUUGCUGAAGUUCUCACAAGAUUCUUCAUGGAUCAGGCAAGCUUUGAACUUCAGCUCUGGAACAAUUACUUCCAUUUGGCAGUAGCAUUUCUCACCCAUGAGUCCCUUCAGCUUGAAACCUUCUCACAAGCCAAGCGCAACAAAAUUGUUAAAAAAUAUGGGGACAUGAGAAAGGAAAUCGGCUUUAGAAUCCGGGACAUGUGGUAUAACCUGGGUCCCCACAAAAUCAAAUUCAUCCCAUCCAUGGUAGGUCCCAUUCUGGAGGUCACUCUGACCCCUGAAGUAGAGCUCCGGAAAGCCACAAUCCCCAUUUUCUUUGAUAUGAUGCAGUGUGAGUUCAAUUUCAGUGGAAAUGGCAAUUUCCAUAUGUUUGAGAACGAGCUGAUCACAAAGCUGGACCAGGAGGUAGAAGGGGGCAGAGGAGACGAACAAUACAAGGUUCUUCUGGAAAAACUGCUCCUAGAACAUUGCCGGAAACACAAAUACCUCUCCAGCUCUGGGGAGGUCUUCGCCCUCCUGGUCAGCAGCCUCUUAGAGAACCUGCUGGACUAUAGAACCAUCAUCAUGCAAGAUGAGAGCAAGGAGAACCGUAUGAGCUGCACUGUGAACGUGCUGAACUUUUAUAAAGAAAAGAAGAGAGAGGACAUAUACAUAAGAUAUCUGUACAAGCUUCGAGAUUUGCACCGAGACUGUGAGAACUACACAGAAGCUGCCUACACGCUUCUCUUGCACGCUGAGCUUCUGCAGUGGUCUGACAAGCCCUGUGUGCCUCAUUUGCUUCAGAGGGACAGUUACUAUGUUUAUACCCAGCAAGAGCUUAAAGAGAAGCUGUAUCAAGAAAUCAUAUCAUAUUUUGACAAAGGCAAAAUGUGGGAGAAGGCCAUCAAGCUGAGCAAAGAGUUGGCUGAGACUUACGAAAGCAAAGUAUUUGACUACGAGGGCCUUGGCAACCUCCUGAAAAAAAGGGCCUCGUUUUAUGAGAACAUCAUUAAGGCAAUGAGGCCUCAGCCUGAAUAUUUUGCUGUUGGAUACUAUGGACAGGGCUUUCCUUCUUUCCUACGGAAUAAAAUCUUCAUCUAUCGGGGAAAGGAGUAUGAGAGGCGAGAGGACUUCAGCCUGAGGUUGCUAACCCAGUUCCCCAAUGCGGAGAAGAUGACCAGUACCACGCCUCCUGGGGAAGACAUCAAGUCCUCCCCCAAGCAGUACAUGCAGUGCUUCACCGUAAAGCCAGUGAUGAGCUUGCCGCCCAGCUACAAGGAUAAACCUGUUCCAGAACAGAUCUUAAACUACUACAGAGCCAAUGAAGUGCAGCAGUUCAGAUACUCCCGGCCGUUCCGGAAAGGAGAAAAGGAUCCAGACAAUGAAUUUGCUACAAUGUGGAUUGAACGGACCACAUAUACGACUGCAUAUACCUUUCCUGGGAUUCUCAAGUGGUUUGAAGUCAAGCAGAUUUCAACAGAGGAGAUCAGUCCUCUGGAGAAUGCCAUCGAAACCAUGGAGCUGACCAAUGAGAGGAUCAGCAACUGUGUUCAGCAGCAUGCUUGGGACCGGUCCCUCUCUGUGCACCCCCUCUCCAUGCUGCUCAGUGGCAUCGUGGACCCAGCCGUCAUGGGGGGCUUCUCCAACUAUGAAAAGGCUUUUUUUACAGAAAAGUACUUGCAGGAGCAUCCUGAAGACCAGGAGAAGGUUGAGCUGCUAAAGCGACUAAUAGCAUUACAGAUGCCUCUGCUAACAGAAGGGAUCCGCAUCCAUGGGGAGAAACUGACAGAGCAGCUGAAGCCGCUGCAUGAGCGGUUGUCUUCUUGCUUCCGGGAACUCAAGGAGAAAGUAGAAAAGCACUAUGGGGUUAUAACACUGCCACCCAACUUGACGGAGAGGAAGCAAAGCCGCACGGGGUCUAUUGUGCUUCCCUACAUCAUGUCUUCCACUCUGCGGAGGUUGUCCAUCACCUCAGUCACUUCCUCUGUGGUUUCCACCUCUUCAAACUCAUCUGACAAUGCUCAUUCCAGACCGGGAUCUGAUGGCUCAGUCCUGGAGCCACUGUUGGAGCGCAGGGCCUCAUCGGGUGCCAGAGUUGAAGAUCUGUCCCUAAGAGAGGAGAACAGCGAGAACCGGAUCAGCAAGUUUAAGAGAAAAGACUGGAGUCUGAGCAAGUCCCAGGUCAUUGCAGAGAAAGCACCAGAACCUGAUUUGAUGAGCCCAACCAGAAAAGCACAAAGGCCAAAGAGUCUCCAGUUGAUGGAUAAUCGGCUAUCACCAUUUCACGGUUCUUCACCUCCUCAGUCAACACCCUUGAGCCCACCUCCACUCACUCCCAAAGCCACCAGGACCCUAAGCUCCCCAUCGUUGCAGACAGAUGGAAUCACGGCCACUCCUGUCCCACCUCCACCUCCCCCCAAAAGCAAGCCCUAUGAGGGCAGCCAGAGGAACUCCACUGAGCUCGCUCCCCCACUGCCUGUCCGAAGAGAAGCCAAAGCACCACCCCCUCCACCUCCAAAGGCUCGGAAGUCUGGCAUCCCUACUUCCGAGCCUGGAUCCCAGUAAGGAUCUUGCCCUCCCUGCAACACCGAGUGCCUUAGACAGCUGCUGCCUGAGAACUGGCCUCCAGCCAGUGUCCUCAUUCCAUGGGGCUCCCUGCUGACUGCAUUUCCGGAUCUGGGAUGAUGUUUACCAGCCCAAAACCGGUCAUGUUCUUCCAAAAGCUUCUCUUUGAUAGAAGUUUGAGGCCAUGCCACCUCCUUUCCAGUCCAUAUGGAAUUCCAGAAUCAGUCACAGCCUCUGAAUUUUUCCAAGAGAUUGCAUUCAUCAUUGUUAAAUGUCAGCCUGUACGGCAGAGACGUGGUAGUCUGCACAAGCCUGGACAAGUUCUUCCACAUUGAUGGUGGAGCAACCCCUGUAAUCUACUCCUUGGAAGGAUUUUUUGCUUUGCUUAUGAAAAGCUGUGCUUGAGACUUAGGUACUUUUCUCACGUGGACACACUGAUCCCAUCCCAUAUUGCACCUUGGAAGAGAUGGAUAUCAAAUACACUUUGGUAGCUGAAAUAAUCAUAUCUUUCUGAUGUCUGUUGUAUCUCCUUUGAGGAAAAGAACACACAUUUUUAAUGGAGAUUGGCUGCUUUCAGGUAUGUGUGGCUAUCAUUGAAAGAGCAUGGACUCAAACGUCAGCCCUGAGUUCUUGAGUCCACCCAACUCCCGUCUUUCUUGUGGCAAAGGAAAGCUGCUGUCUCCCUCUCCCACCACACUCCUGACUAAUGGCCUUCACUGCACUGCAGUCACUCCUUCCCUACGGACUUCUUUGAAGCUCUUCCUUUUGCACAUACGGCUUUUUCUUUCUUUUUUUUUUUUUUUUUGUCCUAUUACCUCCUCUGAGCGCAAAUCACUGGCUACAAGGGACUUACCAGUCUGGAUUCAGCAGCUUCUUUUCUAGAACCCAUUUGGGUGACUCAGCAGCCGCAUCUGCUACCUGAUUUUAUCCUGGAGAAUACAGUGCAAUAUUUCUCUUUGAUUAUUUAUUCCUCUUGAUUGUGGAAUUAAUUUGAUUGCUUGCUAAUGGUACUAAUAGUACUCCUUUCAGAAGAAAAAGAUGGAGUGAUUUAGGUGACCAAAUAUUACAUACAUAAAUAGCCACAUGAAGUUUUAGAUGUUUGGAGCUUGAAACCUCAAAGAUCAACCAACCAGCCCCCUUAUUUAGUAAAUAAGGAAAUUGAGGCUAUACACAGAAAAUUGUACUACAGAUUAUUACUAAUAACCCAGCUUGCUAAAUUAGGCUAUACCUAGGUAACUUCUAGAAGACAACUCUGACAAACUCUUUAAUAUUUACCCCUGGUUGAAACAAUAUUUGAAAUGUCCCAGAUAUUUCUAUGCUACUUAGAUAUUUGUGGCAAAGCAGAAAGCUUUUUGACUGUGAAGGCAAAGGUCAGCACUGGGGGAAACUUGCUGGCGGUCUCUCCCACAACCUUGCCCAGAGUCCUUUCCACUAAGGAGGUGAAGAGAACAGAGAAAGAGAUUUCCAUUUCUGCUGCCAGAGCUGCUAUUUGCCUGCCUGAUUCUCUGUGUUUCCUGUUUCACCGCCAUCCUUUCAGGAGAGAACUACACCAGUUCAUCAUGAGGGUCAAGGAAGCAAAAAGCUCUCAGAUGUGUCCAGGGCGUUACUUAAGAAAUGAGUAUGCAGAUUCUGGAAGGGGUGUGGAAAAGGUGAUCCUUUACCCCCCACCCAGGAAAACCUGCAGUGUGCUAGCAUGGAAAAAUCAUGGGCUUUGGAAUUAAACCCAUUUGGUGGAAUUAAACCCAUUUGGUUUCAAAUCCCAGUUAUGACAUCUGUUAACUUUGCAAACUCACACAAAUUAUUUGAAAUUAUCUGAGUUUUCAUUUUCUCACCUUCCAGAAUGGGGAUAAUGCCUCCUGCAUGGGUUGUGAGGUUUCAAUGAGAUAAAAUAUGGGAAAGAAGAGGUACUCACCUGAUGGUCCUUGCUUUUCUCUGCUAGGCCUGAGUAGGAACUGGAACUCUCUAAGAGCAUUACUGAUACUUUUUUUUUCUUCCAAGGUAGUUUGGAAUGUGAGUGCAAGUUAGUUCUGCAUAUAUAGCCCUUCUCCAAAUGGUGGUUUCCUUUGAGGUCUUUUACAUGAUUAUUUAUGACUAGAGACAAACUUAAUAAGAACUCAAGAGGAUUUUAAAUGGAAAGAACUCAAGCUGUAGAGAAAGGAGGAGGCAACAGAAAGGAUAUGUAGGGGCUUACCUAGAGCCUGGCACGACUUCUGAGAAGUCACCCAGCAGACCGGCUAGAGGGGAUUUGUGUGCCACACUCUACUUGCCGGGCUGCCAUUAAAAUAGAAAGAUAUAAAACUGGGUCACCAAAAAAACCAAACCUCAAGGCUAUCCUUCCAGAGCAGUAGAAAUGAGUCCCACAGCCUGGUCUUUGAGCAGAGGCUGGGAAGAUAGGAUACAUCACUCUCUGGAUACCUUCUCUUUUUAAUAGAAUAUAUUCCAUAUGAUUCCCUUUCCACCUUAAUGGAAAUAAUAGCUCUGUCCUGCCUGAACAAAAGGGAUUCCAGGUAGUAUUGUGGCUAAGAGAUUACAGUGGACGAUGGAAGGUUCAUUUUUUAGGGAAGCUGUUGGGUAGGAAGAGUCACAUUUGACAGAAUUCAUAAAUAAUGUGUCCUGAAGUCAGAGGAUGACUGCAAAGAAACACCUCAUGAUUCCAUUAAAUAUAAAGAGAUAAGGAGCAAGGAGGAAAAAAGAGAAAGAAUUGGUCUUUAUUUUUCUUGCCAAGAACUCUCUGGAGUAUUGAAAGACAUUGAAAUUAUCCCUAAAAUUGUCACAACUUUUGUGAAUACUGGUAUAUGGUUGGAGGUGUUUUUAAAUCUUUAUUUCCUCUCUUUCUCUGUUCUAGUGACUUGUCUUGGUUUAAGAUUUUUUUUAAAGAAUUGUUUUAUUCAACAUAUAUCAAGUUUUUAUGGAAUGCCAGUCAUGGUACUAGCUCCUUGGGGUGUAGCGGUUGAGUGUGUUCAAUGGAAACAGCCCCAGUAUACAAAGACAGUUCACUCUGGUGUGCUGUAGGAUUGGAAAGGGAGUGGUACCAGAUGAAAAUGAAACCCUAAAGAAGACUGCUGGGCCAUGAGUUGCUUCCUCCUCCUCCACCUUAACCCUCUGAUUCCAGAAUUGCAGUCAUUUUCUCCUGCCAGGGAAAUCCAUUAAAAACUGCAGCCACACUGCAAAUUCAUAAUGUAAAACAAGAUGUAAAGCAGGCUUUGAGACAACAACCUACCUUUGUUUACUCUUUCCAAGCUGAAAGAGUCCUUCUCCUCUAGUUGCCCCUAGGUCACUGGCUAAUUUCUUAUUUUAAAAUCUAGAUGGAACUCACGUACAGUUUAGUGCACAAACCUUAGCCAUGCAGAUGGGUAAUUUUCACAUAGCUAUCUGCCCACAUCCCUGCCUCUAAGAUAUAGACAUACACUGUGUUCAGCACCCCAGAAAGUUCCCACGUGCCCAUGCGCCAUUUUGUGAAAGGUAUUUAGAAGGCCCUUCAAAUUUGUGGCUUCCUUUCUCAUACUUCUCAGGUAUAAUGAAAAGGGGAGAAAAACCCCACCAUCAACACACAACAAGGCUAUAAAGACUGUGCACCUUUUAACAAGUCAAUUUGUAGUCAGUCCGUGGGCCUGUCUUUUUUUCUUUUUUUUUUUUUAAUUUUGAAGCUACCUGAGGUUUAGAAUUCCUUCAGCCCUAGCUGCUUUUAUUCUAGGUAAACAAAAAGAGGGGGAGGAUCUGAAGGAAACUAGUUUUCUGUACAAAGGCUUUGAGGUCCAUGGACUAUACUUGUCCCAUUUAUCAUCCCAAGUGGUGCUUUGACCCUGCCAUACCCUGGCUAUUAAGAUAAAAAGAUUUGUGGACAUUAAAAUUAUGAAUAUGUCAGUAAUAAUCCAGCACACAUUGAAAUAUUGACACAGAUUACCAUAAUUUGUGCAACAUCUUAUAAACAAUGUCAUUUCCAUAGUAGUCUAAGGCUUCACCAGCCAGGCCCACUGUAUCUAGACUUUAGGUUCAUUUUAAUAAUUAUGCUUUCCUUCUCUGUAUCAUUUGGGAAGUUGAUAAAUAUCACUGCCUUAGAUACCUUCAUUCAGUGGUAUGUCUGGCUUUUACAAUUAAAUUGGAAAAGGUAAGUUUCUCUUUGGUGGGUUGAGAGUUGGACCAUCAAUUCUAAUCUACACAAGGAAAUUCAUGAUUUCACUCUGACGCCUAGGAUCUAGCCAAGGCUGGUCUGCAGUAUCAGAUGUCCAAACUCAUCUACUAUUAGCCAUAUUUUUUGAGUUGUUUAUCUAAACUUGGUCAAAAAUGCCUUUGCCAUGAUUUUGUUGCUAUCUGGGUUUCAAACAUGGACAGUUAGGAAGAUGUGCAUUGAAGUAGGAAAAUUUUGUUCGGAUUUGCUGUUAUUUAUUUUUUAAUUAAAAAUGGAAAUGUAUUUUAAAGUUUA
This is a messenger RNA of Pongo pygmaeus (Bornean orangutan), 10230 nucleotides long. It is a transcript of the gene DOCK5, whose product is annotated as dedicator of cytokinesis 5. Gene Ontology annotation, biological process: cell migration; myoblast fusion; small GTPase-mediated signal transduction. The transcript has 52 exons. Bases 195 to 5807 code for a protein of 1870 amino acids. Gene Ontology annotation, molecular function: guanyl-nucleotide exchange factor activity; GTPase activator activity; small GTPase binding. The record is from RefSeq and is a predicted model, not a curated record. Lineage: Eukaryota; Metazoa; Chordata; Mammalia; Primates; Hominidae. Gene Ontology annotation, cellular component: plasma membrane; cytoplasm.